AUGGGGCCCCUAGGCAAUAGAGGAUCAUGGGGCCCCUGUGUCCUUGCCCAAACUCAAAAAAGCCUCCAGGUAGCAUCUGAAGAACAUGGUGGCACAGAACUCAGCCUAGGUCGGCAGAUCUCUAGAGGACAUCAAUGGAUCGCCAAGCCUGUGAGUAUGUUUUCCAUGCAGUACUCAGCUCAGGGGCUGACUGACAACUCAUGGGGCCCCCGGGCAAUAGGGGAUCAUGGGGCCCCUGUCUCCUUGCCCAAACUCAAAAAAGCCUAUAAAAAAGGUACCAGGGGCAUCUCAUGGGGCCCCCUACUGACCCCGGGCCCUCAGGCAAUGCCCGAGUUUCCAAAUGGUCAGUCCGCCCCUGACUCAGCUAUAGAAGUAACA
Staurois parvus is the source of this 378-nucleotide messenger RNA. Lineage: Eukaryota; Metazoa; Chordata; Amphibia; Anura; Ranidae. The record is from the annotation of a GenBank genome assembly.